AUGUCUGCUAGGUGCCUUAGAUGCCAGUUCUUGUUAUCAUUUCACAUCCUUCAGUUACAACUUGAAGUCGUAUUAACGUUUUUGGUUGUUCCGAGGUCUGGGUCAUGUGACAUUGUAACGCUUCUUAAGAAAAGCCAACAAGGGAAAAAAACAUCCCACUUGAGCAGCGCAGAAGGAAGAGUGACUGCAUUCUCAUACUUCACCAUGGCUCCUUCAGACUCUCAAAAACAGCUGGCAUUGGCCAUAAUAGACUUCCUCAAUACCAGCAUCAAGGAUGGAACGCUUGCGGCAGAGCACUCAGAGUCCAUAGAGAUCGCAACCUCUUGUCUGGGAGACACAUUUGGCGUCGACCCGUCCGACGAGGCUGCCAUGAAGGAUGCACUGGGUGGCCAGUCGCUGUUGAACAUCUACAGUGUGUACCAAAAGGUCAAAGGCACCAGGAAUACUAAUCCCGCCGCCACCAGCGAGACAAAAAGGGAGCCUAGCAAAACCGCCCCCCAAGCUGGCGCUCCCACUCCUGAAUCCGACAAGCUAAAGUCAGAGGGGAAUGCAGCCAUGGCCCGUAAGGAUUACCCCGCUGCCAUUGAUUGUUAUUCUCGCGCACUGAACAUUGCGCCUGCCAACCCUAUCUAUCUGUCCAACCGUGCCGCCGCAUAUUCCGCUUCUGGAAACCAUACAAAGGCUGCUGAAGAUGCUGAGGUCGCCGUUGCUGCUGAUCCCAAGUAUGUCAAGGCCUGGAGCCGACUUGGGCUAGCCAGGUUCGCGCUUGGUGAUGCCAAGGGCUCUGCUGAAGCCUACGAGAAGGGAAUCGAGGCCGAAGGCAAUGGCGGCAGUGAUGCCAUGAAGAGGGGUCUAGAAACAGCUAAGAAGCGAAUUGCAGAAAUGGAGAAGGCGGAAAAUGAGCCUCCGGCCGAAGCCGUUGAUGACGCCGCUGGUUCUUCCCGUGGUGCACCGGGUGGCAUGCCAGACCUUUCCUCCCUUGCAGGCAUGCUUGGAGGCGGAAGUGGAGGUGGCAUGCCCGAUUUUAGCGCUCUCAUGAACAAUCCUAUGUUCGCUAAUAUGGCUCAGAAUCUUAUGAGUAACCCUGAUAUGAUGAACAACUUAAUGAACAACCCAGCCCUGAGACAGAUGGCCGAGAACUUUGGAGGCGGUCGCGGCGGAGGAGGUGGUGGUCUCCCUGACAUGUCUUCUCUAAUGAAUGACCCUAGCAUUGCCGAGAUGGCUAAGAAUUUCAUGGGAGGAAGAGGUGCUGGUCGAGGUGCCGGCCCAAGCCCUUAA
Microsporum canis CBS 113480 is the source of this 1278-nucleotide messenger RNA. Its product is annotated as cytoplasm protein. The transcript has 3 exons. Lineage: Eukaryota; Fungi; Ascomycota; Eurotiomycetes; Onygenales; Arthrodermataceae. The coding region runs from base 1 to 1278 and encodes 425 amino acids. Gene Ontology annotation, biological process: post-translational protein targeting to endoplasmic reticulum membrane. The record is from RefSeq and is a predicted model, not a curated record. Gene Ontology annotation, cellular component: TRC complex; membrane. Gene Ontology annotation, molecular function: protein binding; molecular adaptor activity.